AGGCAGGGCAGGGCUGGAUCAGGAAGAUCUCUCCUUGGCUCAGAAGCAGCCACUCUGGCUUGUGAGGAGCACCCUGUGAGGUUGCCGUUCAUCCCCAGCUGUUGCCCUGGUGGCCCCUCCACACACACGGAGACCAUGGGAACCCUUGUAGGGCACCUGAUAGCAGGAAUGUUCUUCCUCCUCUUUUCACUCUACUACUCCGUGCUGGUGUCCUUGGCCCUGCUGCGAGGACAGAGGUUCCUCAUACCCCCUCUGCCCCCAAGGGAGAAGCGAGGGCACAGGUGGUGGCAGCGGGUCCCCAAGGACGGAGUGAUGAAGGUGGUCUUCCCUCUACUUGGCAUCUUGCCUGAGUUCUUCUACCCACCAGGAGUGAACCGGCUGACGAUGGUGGACUGGGAGGACCCGAGGCGGCCGUUCGUGUUCAAGGACAACUGGCAGCACGUCACCAUGUAUGCGUUCUUCCUGCUCAGUGGCGUGGUGGACAUCGUAAGCCAGGCGUGUCAGGCGCGGCAAAAUGUGAAGCUGGAGCGCGCGGCCGAGGCCCUGGCCUUCUACAUGCUGGCGCUGCUGAUGGCGAUGCACGGCGAGAACAAGAGCACCCUGGAGAUCCGCGUGCACAUCCUGCUCAUGGUGCCAGCCUUCCUGGUCGGCCUGGUGCUCACCAUCGAGGUCUGGGUCCCCGACCAGCCCUCGCUGUGGGUGCUCAAGACCUGGAUGGGGCUGGUGCUCAGCAACUGGAUGCUGCAACUUUGCGUGCUGAUGUACGCGCCUCCCUCCGGGCAGCCCUGGCGCGGGGAAAACCCCGAGGACCUCUCCUUCCUCAUCAUCUUCUUCUGCUGGCACCUGCCCUUAGGAGCUGCCCUGCUGGCUGCAGUCUAUGGCCUCUGCAGCCUCUGGCACCAUUGCUUCUCCUCCCGGAGGGAGACCCUGGGUGCCAAGUACCAGCCCUGCCCCACAGGUGAGGGCAAGGAAGAGUGUGAGAAGCUCAGGACAGGGGCCCAGCUGCAGGAUGGGGGUGUCUAGGUACAGAAUCUGUCUUUGCGCCGCACCUUUUGCAAGCAGAGUGUUGAGAAUCGGUGCGCGCAGUGCAGAAAUGACCCGGGGUCUACGAGGUGGCUUUCCAUCAGUGGAGUCCCCAUCCUUGUUCCUGAAUGAUCCUUCCAGCUCCUAGGCUUACCUUUAGCUAGCACUCUGUUCCCCCAGGCCUGUCUCUUUCCAGUCUCACUAUUCAGUAUUGUUCCUAAGCAGGGAUUUACAUGAAGUGAGAACAGGCAUAGCGCUUUUCUCUGACAGCUUUUGGGAUCCGAGAGGAGAAGAUGAAAUGAGGAACAGAGGGAGAUGGAGGAUCUCUGGGCACCUAGCAGGGCUCUGGUCUGUCUGAAGCAGGGCUGGCUUCACGCGCACACAUGUGUGUGCCUGCAGCUGAAGCGGUGAAAUGGGGUGGGGGGGAGUCUGUUUUCACAUGGUGUUAAAGGCUUCUGCACUCUUCGUGUCUCUCUGUUCUUUAUUCACACUAAGUGUGGCAGGAAGAAGAGCUUGUUCUGAUGCUCCUGUUUCCUAAUCUGAACUGGAUGAGUCUAGUCCUGAGGGAGUAAGGGAUGAGGGGGAAAGGGGUGGCAUCAGUGUAGCAGGGCUCAAGUCUGGAGAGAAAGGAGGCAAGGGAGGAAUUCCCAAAGGUGUGUAUAAGAAAUGAGGAUUAGCAGCUGCUCGGGUCACUGCUGUGGCAGAGGUUCAAUCCUUGGCCCAGGAACUUGCA
Phacochoerus africanus (Common warthog) is the source of this 1756-nucleotide messenger RNA. Its product is annotated as transmembrane epididymal protein 1A-like. The record is from RefSeq and is a predicted model, not a curated record. Bases 136 to 1023 code for a protein of 295 amino acids. NCBI's taxonomy places the organism in Eukaryota, Metazoa, Chordata, Mammalia, Artiodactyla, Suidae. The transcript has a single exon.